Brenthis ino (lesser marbled fritillary) is the source of this 201-nucleotide messenger RNA. The record is from the annotation of a GenBank genome assembly. Lineage: Eukaryota; Metazoa; Arthropoda; Insecta; Lepidoptera; Nymphalidae.
AUGAAGGAAGUGAUUUUGGCUAUCUUAACCUUUAUAUGUAGUGUAAUUUUAGUUUUAACAUUCGUAUUAUUUUGUUGGUACGUGGUUUGGAAGUGUUGUCUAUCUAAAUUUCGAUUCGUUCGAGAACUUCUUGGGGGUAUGUCAGAUACCCCUCCUCCUUCAGAAACCCGACAACCAAAAGCCAGGAAAGCUAGACGUGAC